AUGGCACCUCUUCCUCUUUGCAGGGACACAUUGGAGACAGAUGAGCAUAUGAAGCUUGUAAAAGGUGACAAAACAUCGAGAAGCGAGAACACUCACUUAGAAGAGGAGCUUAUAACGGCCCCUCUAUUCUCACUUUCCGCAUGCGAGGUUCUGGAUACCGAACGCCUGAAUAAUGAGCAGGCUAUCAAAGGAGACCAGACAUAUCCGCAAUACGGACUACUUGGUCUGCGCAAUCGAUCUGCGAGCAACAAGCCAGCACAAGAGGAUCUUGUGUACGCUAAUGUGUCAGCGCCUUGGUCUGCUUUCAUCUGUGGCAGCCAGGGAAGUGGCAAAAGUCACACUCUGUCAUGCCUUCUAGAGAAUGCAUUAAUCCCAUCCUCCCCGGCUGGAAAGCUAUCGUCUCCUCUUGCUGGACUAGUUAUUCAUUAUGACAAGUUCACGGCCUUUUCCAGCACGCAGCUCUGUGAGGCGGCAUAUCUUUACUCGUCCAAGAUUCCUGUUCGUGUUUUGGUGUCGCCCACCAAUUACCUUGCCAUGAAAAAGGAAUAUGAGAAACUGGCAGGUGGUUCGAAAAUGUUAAAGGUUCUGCCACUGUAUCUGCCCCAGAGGGAUCUCAACAUUGGUAUGAUGAAGACCCUGAUGGGUAUCAACAACAAAACUGAGCAGCCUCUUUAUAUCGAGGUCGUUAUGAAGAUUCUUCGAGAUAUGGCAAUUGCCAACCAGGGAGAUUCCGGUUUCAACUACAUCUCGUUCAAACUUCUUCUGCAGCGUGAAACCUUCUUGAAAGGUCAGCUAAUGCCACUGAAUAUGCGCUUGGCAGUGCUUGAAUCGUUUUUCGAACCUGGAUCUGUGCCUGGUGCAAGUGCGGAUAAGUCAAAGAAACAUAAUAUUGAUGAUGUCUGGAAGUUUCCCCCGGGGACUUUGACAAUAAUCGAUUUGAGCUGCCCGUUCGUUGGCCAAGAAGAUGCAUGCGCACUGUUUAACAUCUCUGUUUCUUUGUUUUUGAAGAACCGCCAUGAUGCGGGCCGCAUCAUUGCCCUUGAUGAGGCGCACAAGUUUAUGAAUUCAACCUCGCCCGAAGCUGCCGAUCUGACUGAAACGCUGCUCUCUGUCGUCCGCCAGCAGCGUCAUCUAGCCGCGCGAGUGAUGAUAGCCACACAGGAACCAACCCUUGCACCUGCAUUGCUUGAGCUUUGCAACGUCACAAUUAUCCAUCGAUUCUCAUCUCCGGCUUGGUUCAAAGUGAUCAAGUCACACAUUGCGGGGGCUGGGAUUGAGGGCACUGGUUCAAAGACCACGGCCUCGUCGACGAUCUUUCAGAAGAUCGUUCGCUUGCCGACUGGGGAGGCUCUGGUAUUUUGUCCAACGGCACUUUUGGACAUCGCAAAGGACAGCGACCAGGAGAGUGAGGAGUCUUCAAGUGCUGCAUCUUCCAAUCUGCCAGAUACUCCAGAUGGAUCGCCCUCUGUGGACAUCGCUCAGGCUACGACAACCGAGUCGGACUCAGACUCUGAAGAGGAGCCUACUCUGUCUGGUGUCAUUCAGCUCGGAACAGCCUACGCCCACAUUCGAGUGCGGAAUCGGAUCACUGUUGAUGGUGGUCGCAGCGUGCUUGAGCGUUAA
Molecule: messenger RNA, 1623 nt
Organism: Penicillium vulpinum
Lineage: Eukaryota; Fungi; Ascomycota; Eurotiomycetes; Eurotiales; Aspergillaceae
Exons: 3
Coding region: 1-1623 (540 amino acids)
Source: RefSeq, a predicted model, not a curated record